GACAAUGACAUUGUUCUACUGUUCUGCCUAUAAAGCCAGAGGCUCCCAGCCCCGAUCAUUAGUGCUGUGUCCCAGCAGACAAGGAGCUGUGUGGCUGUGUGAUCCUCCUAUAGCUGAUCCUGCUGCUCCCUCCAACAUUCAGGUCGUUCCUACCUUCCUGAUGGAUUCAGACGCCAGCCUGGGCUCCAGCCGAGCCUCGUCCCCAGAAGUCGAUGAUAUUUUCCUGCACUCUCGGAAAGGAGGCGGCUUCUCCGCGGCCGUGUCCUCUUCUACCAUGAGCGACUCCCCCGCGGAGCUGAGCGCGGAGCUGCGCAACGCGAUGGCCAUGGCAGCUGCCGCCGGAGAUAAAUUGGGCGCCUUCAAGGCGGCGGCGGCUGCAGCUGCCGCAGCGGCGGCCAAGAAGGAUAAGAAGCAGAUGAGUGAGCCCGAGCUGCAGCAACUAAGGCUGAAGAUUAAUAGUCGGGAACGCAAGAGGAUGCACGAUCUGAACAUCGCCAUGGACGGGCUGCGGGAGGUUAUGCCCUAUGCACAUGGACCCUCAGUACGUAAACUUUCCAAGAUCGCCACCCUGCUGCUUGCUCGUAACUACAUCCUCAUGCUGACCAAUUCCUUAGAGGAGAUGAAGCGUCUUGUCAGUGAGAUCUAUGGGGGGCACCACCACCAUGCGGCAGCCGCAGCCGCAGCGGCAGCAGCCUACCACCCCUCAGCCUGUGGGGCAAUGACCCAUGGAUCCCCUCUCUCUGGACACCCAGUUGGGCACCCUGUGCACCAUCCCUUACUCCCAUCCACAGCUGCCACCCUGACCACUGGCAUCUCUGCAGUCAGGGCACCACCACCCCCUCCUCCACCUCCCCCUGCUCCUCCAGCUUCACAUCCAGCCUCACAUGGUCUCCUGAAGUCCCCCAGCCCUGGUUCUGCACCGCUUGGUGGGGCAUUUCCACACUGGAGUGGCAUGCCAUGCCCCUGCAGUAUGUGCCAGGUACCCUCUGCAGCCCAUCAUCAUCAUCAUCAUCAUGUCAGCGGGGCCAGCUUAUCCAGGCUGAGUGCAGACACCAAAUGACUCUCACCAACUUGGCCCCACACAAGGGCAGAUCAUGAGAGGAGACUGUUCUAGGGGAGAUCUGGAGAUCAGUCACAAGUAGUAUCAAGAGACCUUCUCAGAGGGGAAGACCCCAUCCUAUCCCAAACACAAGUCCCAUCUGCUCUGUGACCCCUGAAAUAAAGAACAGAGACUCGGAAUCCUUGAACUGAUGGUAUAAAGUGGGCAAAUGGGCAAAGAUCAUAACAACUGGCACAUUCUGCCCACAGAGCAGACCCAAGCGGUUUACAAGCGUUUUAUAGAUCAAAUGUGAAAUAGAGAAAAGACUACUUCAGUGUAUUUGCCUAAAGCAGUGUUUCACAACCAGGGUGCCUCCAGCUGUUGCAAAACUACAACAGUUGUAGUUUUGCAACAGCUGGAGGCACACUGGAUGGGAAACAUUGGCCUAGAGCCCUGACAGAGUGCAUAACAAUCUAUUGCAAACCUAUUUGUAUUGAUAAAAAAACAUCUAUUUAUCUAUCAGUCUUUCCCAUAUCUAUCUAUCUAUCUAUCUCUAUCUUCCUAUUUAUUUCUCUAUCUAUUCUUCCAUCUCCUAUCUAUCUAUCUAUCUAUCUAU
Molecule: messenger RNA, 1655 nt
Organism: Hyla sarda
Lineage: Eukaryota; Metazoa; Chordata; Amphibia; Anura; Hylidae
Gene: OLIG2
Product: oligodendrocyte transcription factor 2
Exons: 2
Coding region: 5-1060 (351 amino acids)
Biological process (GO): myelination; regulation of DNA-templated transcription; neuron differentiation
Molecular function (GO): protein dimerization activity; DNA-binding transcription factor activity
Source: RefSeq, a predicted model, not a curated record